Molecule: messenger RNA, 3104 nt
Organism: Nezara viridula (southern green stink bug)
Lineage: Eukaryota; Metazoa; Arthropoda; Insecta; Hemiptera; Pentatomidae
Source: the annotation of a GenBank genome assembly
GGAUAACCGUUCAGUCAUUUGAUAAAAAUAAUUCAAGAUAUAAGAACUAAAUUUUCCAACUAAUGUGUUUCUUAUCCAAGCUAACACUAUAGAAUACUUUAGUCAUACCCAGGGAAAUGAAGUUACCAACUGUGUAAUGUCAUGUUGAUAAAUCAGAGCUCAAGGUUAUAUCUUGAGUAGUCCCCCAGUUUGUUCCAUCGGAUUCGGACGUGUCGUCUCCUUGACUAUAUCCUAUUUUCCUUAUACUUUUGACUGCUGUUAUUUUCAACUUAACACAUUAAAUUUAAAUGGCUUCUGCGAUUCACGCCAUAUCGGCGAAGUUACCGAAAGUUAUUAAAAAAACAAACUGGGGGAUAUCUGCCGCUUUAGGAACGAAAAAGGAGUUUAAUAAAAGAACAUAUUUUACAUACAGUCGUGAGUUAUGUCAUGUUGUCGACCAUGAACCUAAAAUUUUGACAGCUGAAGAAGCAGUGAAAUGUAUCAAGUCCAAUGAUACCGUUUUCUUGAGUGGUGCGGCUGCAACACCUAUUGAAUUAGCGAAUGCAAUGGCCUGUCAUGCAAAAGAAAACAAUUUGAAAGAUAUUACCGUUUGCCAUAUGCAUACUGAAGGACCAGCCUUAUAUGCUCAAAAAGAAUUUAAUGACCAUUUUCGUUCAUUGUCUUUUUUUAUGGGAGGUAAUGUGAGGAAACCAGUUGCAGAUGGUACAUCAGAUGCUAUUCCUAUAUUUCUUCAGGAUAUUCCAUCACUGUUUCAUCGGCACAUUGUUAAGCCUGAUGUGGCCAUUGUUCAAGUUUCUCCUCCAGACAAGCAUGGAUUCUGCAGCUUUGGUACAAGUGUUGAUUGUGUUAAGGCUGCAGCCCAACACAGUAAAAUUAUAAUUGCACAAAUCAACCAACAGAUGCCUCGAACUUUUGGCGAUGGUGUUGUUCACAUGUCACACUUUGACUACACUGUUCCUGUAGACAUUCCUCUGCCCAGUCAUGGUUCUGGUGCAGGCAGCCCUGAGGAGACUGCAAUAGGAAAACAUAUUGCUGAAAAUUUAGUUGAAGAUGGUGCCACUUUACAAAUGGGUAUCGGUAGCAUUCCAGAUGCAGUACUCAACUUAUUAGGUAAUCACAAGGAUCUCGGUAUUCAUACUGAAAUGUUCGCUGUUGGUGUGAUAAACCUAGUCAAGAAAGGGGCUGUCACCAAUGGCUUGAAGCCUAUACACAAGGGAAAAAUAGUAUCAUCAUUUCUCAUUGGAUCAAAGGAACUUUAUGAUUUUGUAGACAACAAUCCUUCUGUCUUGAUGAAGGAAGUCGACUAUACCAACAGUACAGCCAUAAUCCGUAUUCAUCCUAAAAUGACUUCAAUAAAUUCAGCAAUUGAAGUAGAUCUAACUGGUCAGGUAUGCUCAGACUCCAUUGGAACGAGGUUGUUUAGUGGCUUUGGUGGUCAAGUUGAUUUCCAUCGGGGAGCUGCUGAAGGAACUGAUGGAAAGGGUAAAGCAAUCAUUGCUCUUCAAUCAAUGAACAAAAAAACAAGGGACAGCAAGAUUGUACCAAUAUUAAAAGAGGGUGCUGGUGUUGUUACAACUAGGGCUCACAUCAACUACAUUGUGACAGAACAUGGUAUUGCCUCUCUGUUUGGGAAAAAUCUACGUCAGCGAGCUUAUGCUUUGAUCAAUGUUGCCCAUCCUGAUCAUCGUGAAUCCCUUGAGAAAGCUGCUUUUGAAAGGCUCAAAGGCAUGCCGGUCCCUUAACCUCCUCAUCAAAGUUUAGAUUGAGACAAUCAGCCAUGGUUAUCAUGGUUUGUCUGGCAAUAUUCUCACCAGAAUAUUUUAUAACAUUAAAAUAAAGUAAAUUAUUAAAUUAUCAACUUCGCUCCUGUGGAAGCUGUAUAAAAUAGGCUUAGAACAUUAAAAUAUCGGCCUUAUUAAUGAAUUUAAUAUCUGUACCUUUGUAAAUUAUUUUGUUUCGAAGCUUUAAGUUUUUUUUUUGUUAUAAAUUAUAUUUUCAAAAUUUGUAUCCAUUCUAAUAUAUUGUUAUUGUUUUUUAAUUCAAAAGUUGUGUUGUUUUUAAAUUUUGGAAGUAUAUUGUUUUAUUUCUUAUUUCUUCCAAAUUUUAGAUACCGUUUUUUCUCAGAAACAUUCCCCUGUUAGCCUACACAUUAAUAAAUUUACCAGUGAAAGACUGAUUUUAUAUUUGAACAUUGAACAAGGUGGUAUUUUGUAUUUCUUUUGAAUGCUUCAUUUCAAUCAGCCUUUUAUUUUUUUACUUUUUUCAAAUUCUAUUGUUAACUUCUGGCACUGCCAUGCAAUUAUAAGUAAAUUAUUUAUUUAUUGGUUGUAUAAAUUUCUUCUUUCAAUAUUUCUGUUGGCAAGGGUUCGCAAAUUUUCUUUAAAAUUUAGAAGUGUUUCAUCAUGUUUCUUUUUUUCUGCAAAUUAAAUAUAUAGAAGAAAGUAGUUACAUAUUAGUAACUUUCUUAAUGUUUUAUGAAUCAUGCUAACUUUUUAAAUAUAAGAAAUGAAAGAAAAAUAAUAAACUUUUUCCAAAUAAAAAUGAGAACCUUAACUAAAUGGAUUUAGUUAAGAUCUUAAAAAUAAAUCCCUGUAUAUACCUUCGAUUUAAGCAGAUCAUGUUAGAAAUUUAGAAAGGAAAACCCAUAAGUUGGAAGAUAUUUUUAAAAAUAAAUAAUCAGUAGUGUUUUCUGAGGGUCAUUUCAGCAAUGAAACGCUUAUCAAUUGAGCUGUCAUGAGUUUUUGGUGCCCAGGGAGAAAUUAUAACAGUCGCUCCUCUUACAUCCCUCGAACUGGGACAGUGGUGUAUUGUCUCAUCCAAAUUUGGAGGGCUUUAGCUCGAAUGCUUUUUGGUAAUGAUUCCAGGGGUGGGAAAAGGACAGUUAUUCUGAAUGAUAGGUUAUGGUUUGGUUAGAUUUCAAUUCUGCAAUUCUUCCACCAUCAUGAUUUUCCAGUCAUUAAUUUCAUUUGCAUUUAAUCUUCAACUGUCAGUUGCUAUUUCAUUUCGGGUGUCAGAUCAUGCUUUUGUUCAGUUUCGUUGUUAAAAGAUAUAAAUGAAAUAAUUAAUAGUUUAAUAAUGUUAUAAUAUAUUGAAAAUUAAGAUAU